AUGGCCAACAAGCAGACCAAGAAGCCUGUCUCGUUCGACGAGAUCAUUCAGUCCGAUCGCCAAAAGAAGCAGAGGGAACAGCUGGCGAACUCGAUCCUCGGAAAGAAUCGGACUGCUCGUCGCGCCAGUGCGCCGAGCGCAGGGGUCCAGAAAUCGCAAGCUGCCAAACCGGGGAGCCUGGCCAGCCGCAUUGGUGUGCCCAAGCGCUCCGCCUCGACCGCCAACCUCCGUGGCAACAAGCCCAAAGCCCCGGUAACCGCUGCCCCGGCGCAAGCAAAGAAAAACAAGCGUCAACCCAAUGCAGAGCGACUACUGAAUGCCCUCGAAUCCGGAUCUGGUCAGGCGACAAUCCGCGCCCCCAGAGGUGGCCUGUCAAUCAAGGGCGCAUCCGGCCCCUUCGUCGUGGUCGGCAGCAACUUUGCGCCAGGCACCACAGCAGCCGAUAUCCAGUCUGCCCUGGAGCCCACGUCGGGUCCCAUGCUCAGCUGCCGCGUUAUUUCGCACAACCCGACCGUCACCGCCGAAUUCGCGUUUGAGAACAAAUGGAAUGCCGAGAACGUUGUUGCCAAUUACCACAACCAGCGGGCUGACGGGCGCCUGCUCUCCAUGGUUCUCAAGCCCGCUGGAUCUGCCAACACCAACCAACAUAACUACAGCGACAUGCGGGUACAGGCUGAUCGUGAACGGCAAAAUCGACGGGCCGAACCCAAUUUGCAGGAUGGCCGCUAUGGCUUCGAUGAGCGAGCUCAGCCGUUGAAAAAGAAACAGACCUCUGGGCUUUACAGCGAUACUAUGAUGGUGGAUGCGCCGCAACCCCGGAAGAACCAAAACCGGCGGCGCUAA
Penicillium longicatenatum is the source of this 843-nucleotide messenger RNA. RefSeq lists its product as uncharacterized. The transcript has 4 exons. The record is from RefSeq and is a predicted model, not a curated record. Lineage: Eukaryota; Fungi; Ascomycota; Eurotiomycetes; Eurotiales; Aspergillaceae. The coding region runs from base 1 to 843 and encodes 280 amino acids.